Molecule: messenger RNA, 2057 nt
Organism: Nycticebus coucang (slow loris)
Lineage: Eukaryota; Metazoa; Chordata; Mammalia; Primates; Lorisidae
Gene: TDP2
Product: tyrosyl-DNA phosphodiesterase 2
Exons: 8
Coding region: 63-1208 (381 amino acids)
Biological process (GO): double-strand break repair
Cellular component (GO): cytoplasm; PML body
Molecular function (GO): single-stranded DNA binding; protein binding; 5'-tyrosyl-DNA phosphodiesterase activity
Source: RefSeq, a predicted model, not a curated record
UGCGCAGUGCUGGGCGUCGGCAGCCGAUCUCGCAUCGGGGGUGGUGAGAAGGCUGGGAGCUGAUGGAGGAGGGGAACUGGCAGGAGGGCGGGGCGAGAGCCGGGGACGAAGCCCGGGAGCCCGAGGUGAAGAAGCGGCGUUUAUUGUGUGCGGAGUUUGCGGUGGUCGCGAGCUGCGACACCGCCGUGGCUCAGUGCUACCUGGCCGAGAACGACUGGGAGAUGGAAAGAGCGUUGAACUCCUACUUCGAGCCGCCGGUGGAAGAGAGCGCCUUGCAAAGCUUGCCCGAGACCGCCGGUGAGCCCGAGAACUGGGUUGACCUAACCAGUGAAGAAGCAACUGAUUCUGCUAGUUCUAAAAUCAGCCCAUCUGCAGAUACUCAGCAAGAAGAUGGCAGCAUAUUCUCUUUCAUUACCUGGAAUAUUGACGGACUGGAUCUAAAUAAUCUCCCAGAGAGGGCUCGAGGGGUGUGUUCCUACUUGACUUUGUACACGCCUGAUGUGGUAUUUCUACAGGAAGUUAUUCCCCCGUAUUAUAGUUACCUAAAGAAGAGAGCAAGUAAUUAUGAGAUUAUUACAGGUCGUGAAGAAGGAUAUUUCACAGCUAUCAUGUUGAAGAAAUCAAAAGUGAAAUUAAAAAGCCACGAGGUUAUUCCUUUUCCAGAUACCAAAAUGAUGAGAAACCUAUUAUGUGCGCAUGUGAGUGUUUCGGGAAGUGAAUUUUACCUUAUGACUUCCCAUUUGGAGAGCACCAGAGGGCAUGCUAAGGAACGAAUGAAUCAGUUAAAAAUUGUCUUAAAGAAAAUGCAAGAGGCUCCGGAGUCAGCUACAGUUAUAUUUGCAGGAGAUACAAAUUUAAGGGAUCAAGAAAGUGAAUGGAAAAGGGAAGAAUUAAUAUCAUUAGUAAAUUCAAAGAAAACUCUGAAGGUUACCAAAUAUGGUGGUUUACCCAACAACAUUUUGGAUGUCUGGGAGUUUUUAGGCAAACCCAACCAUUGCCAGUAUACAUGGGAUACACAGAUGAAUUCUAAUCUUGGAAUAACUUCUACUUGUAAGCUUCGUUUUGAUCGGAUAUUUUUCAGAGCAGCAGGAGAAGAGAGCCACAUUAUUCCCCGAAGUUUAGACCUCCUUGGGUUAGAAAAACUGGACUGUGGUAGAUUUCCUAGUGAUCACUGGGGUCUUUUGUGCACCUUAGAUAUAAUAUUAUGAAAUGCUUUUAAAUAUGAGUUUUAAAUGUUUUAUUCUGGAUUUUUGCAAAUACAAUUUCUACUUUUCGGAAAGGUAAGUUUACUAUGGAGCAUUUAAUAUCUUGGAUCAUUGUAAUAGGAAAAAAAAGCAAGUAUAAGUUUUAUUUUGUGAUUGUGUCCUCAGAAUUCAAGAUUAAAGAUUAAUGGUUAUUCAAAAUGUAAGGUCCUUACAUUUCCUGUAUUCUUAAGGUCUUUUAAUGUAAAGGGCACAAAGUCUGUCAGAGUUUAUAACAGUGUUUAUAGCUGCUGGCUGGAUUACAAGCAGGGGCCACAUUGUUUUGGGGCUAAAUUUUAUAUUUAUUUUUGCAAUCAGAUACUAAAAUAGUUAAUAUUUUAAGUAAAUCUUUAAAAAAAAGAAUCCCGAGUCGUUGGGACUGUAUAUUUUAAUUAUAUUUCAGAAGUUUAGAUAAUCUUAAAAAAGCCAUGAUCAUCUGUAGUUAAGCAGAUAAUAACUAUCCAGAUCAAACUUUAUUUUUGACAGCUAAUAGUACAUAACUGGUAAGGUAAAGGUACAUGAAUAAAUGAUUUGAUUCAUUUGUGUAGUUACAUUGCCAACAGAGUAAAGUUAGAUGUUAUAUUGAUUGAAAUCAAUUUAUAUGACACCAUGGGAUUUUUUUGCUAAGAGAAAAUACCCUUUUAGUUUUGUUGCUUAUGAACUGGAAAUAUAGGAAGUGAAUAACGAGUACUUUUAGAAGUGCUUUAAAGAAUUUUUUUCCACAAGAGAGGUAUACUUUAAAGAAUUUUAUUUGCCUAUAGUUUCUCUCUGUUUUUGCAUCUUUGAUAGAAUUAAAGUUUUUACCUCUUCCCUGUU